CCUCCUCCUCUUCGCUCCCGUCAUAUCCCUUUCAGGAAGCUGCGCCGUCCUGCAGGCCGGCUCAAGAUGGCGGCCGACAGUGAGCCGGAGUCUGAAGUGUUCGAAAUCACCGAUUUCACCACCGCCUCCGAGUGGGAGAGAUUUAUUUCCAGAGUUGAGGAAGUUUUGAAUGACUGGAAACUUAUUGGCAUUUCUUCAGGCAAAGUUUUGGAAAAGGGUGUAUAUACCACUGAAACAUGGGAGGAGAAAUCCGAUGAAAUUGCUUUUGCUGAUUUCCGAUUCUCAGUGACACAUCAUUAUCUUGUGCAAGAAUCCAGUGACAAGGAUGCAAAAGAGGAGCAAGUAGAAGAUAUUAUUCCAGUUGCUAUGCAGGACCUUCUGUGCAUGAACAAUGAUUUUCCUCCUAGAGCUCAUUGUCUAGUGAGAUGGUAUGGAUUGCGUGAAUUUGUAGUCAUUGCACCAGCAGCAAAUAAUGAUGCAGUUCUUAGUGAAUCUAAAUGUAACCUCCUUCUUAGUUCAAUUUCUAUUGCAUUGGGGAACACAGGCUGCCAGGUGCCAGUAUUUGUACAAAUUCAAAACAAAUGGCGAAGAAUGUAUGUCGGAGAGUGUCAAGGUCCUGGCGUUAGAACAGAUUUUGAAAUGGUUCAUCUUCGCAAAGUUCCUAAUCAGUAUACUCACUUAUCAGGAUUAUUGGACAUCUUCAAAUCUAAGAUUGGCUGCCCUUUAACCCCAUUACCUCCAAUCAAUAUAAGUAUUAGACUUACGUACGUACUUCAGGACUGGCAGCAAUAUUUCUGGCCUCAACAACCACCAGAUAUAGAUGCUUUGGUUGGAGGUGAAGUUGGAGGCCUAGAAUUUGGAAAGUUACCAUUUGGUGCCUGUGAGGAUCCCAUCAGUGAACUUCAUUUAGCAACUACAUGGCCUCAUCUAACAGAGGGUAUAAUUGUGGACAAUGAUGUUUAUUCAGACUUGGAUCCUGUUCAAGCACCUCAGUGGUCUGUGAGGGUCAGAAAAGCUGAUAACCCACAGUGUUUGUUAAGUGAUUUUGUCACUGAAUUUUUCAAACUGUGUCGUCGGAAAGAAUCGACUGAUGAGAUUCUUGGAAGAUCAGCAUUUGAAGAAGAGGGAAAAGAUGCUGACAUAAGCCAUGCAUUGUCAAAGCUCACAGAACCAGCACCUGUCCCAAUCCAUAAACUGUCUGUGACAAAUAUGGUUCACACAGCAAAGAAAAAGAUUCGCAAACACAGAGGUGUAGAUGAAUCACCAUUAAAUAAUGAUGUCCUCAAUGCUAUUCUUUUGUACUUAUUCCCUGAUGCUGCUGACAAAUCAGCAGAUGGAUCUGAAGCCAGAAGUAGUCCUUCAACAGGAUGCCUCCCACCCACAGACAAUGAAGACUAUAAUAUCUACAUCCAAUUCAAAUCUGCUCCUUCAGACAGCUUAACUUACAAACUGGCCCUUUGUCUUUGUAUGAUCAACUUCUACCAUGGUGGUGUCAAAGGAGUCGCACAUCUCUGGCAGGAGUUUGUCUUGGAAAUGCGCUACAGAUGGGAGAACAACUUCUUCAUCCCAGGGUUAGCGAGUGGUGCUCCAGAUCUGAGAUGUUGUUUGCUGCACCAGAAACUCCAGAUGUUAAAUUGUUGUAUUGAAAGAAAGAAAGCAAGGGAUGAGGGGAAAAAAGGAAAUAAUUCUGAUCGUUCUUCUGGAGACACUGGAAAAACAAUUGACUUGGUGGGUAAAGACUAUUUAAAAGAGGGUGAUAAGGAAAAAGCAGAAGUAGGAAAAUCUUGGGAUUCCUGGAGUGACAGUGAAGAAGAAUUUUUUGAAUGCCUAAGUGACACAGAGGAACUUAAAGGAAAUGGACAAGAAAGCGGGAAGAAAGGGGCUGCAAAAGAAGCGUUAAAGCCAGAAGGUCGUUUACAUCAGCAUGGCAACUUGACUUUGCUUCAUCCUGGAGACCCCCUCUAUGUUCCAGUAACACAGGAACCAGCUCCUAUGACUGAGGAUCUUUUAGAAGAACAGUCUGAAGUAUUGGCUAAACUGGGAACAUCAGCAGAAGGGGCUCAUCUUCGAGCACGCAUGCAGAGCGCCUGUUUGCUUUCUGAUAUGGAAUCUUUCAAGGCUGCCAACCCUGGUUGUUGUCUGGAGGAUUUUGUGAGAUGGUAUUCACCCCGGGAUUACAUUGAAGAAGAAAUUGUGGAUGAAAAGGGGGAUGUAGUCAUCAGAGGUGAACUGAGUGCUCGAAUGAAGAUUCCAAGUAAUAUGUGGGUUGAAGCGUGGGAGACGGCAAAGCCGAUUCCGGCAAGAAGGCAGAGGCGGCUUUUUGAUGACACUCGUGAGGCAGAGAAGGUGCUGCACUAUUUAGCAGGUCAGAAACCAGCAGAUCUUGCAAGGCAUCUUCUGCCUUGUGUCAUCCAUGCAGCUGUACUCAAGGUAAAGGAAGAAGAAUCAGUGGAUGAUAUUUCUUCAGUAAAGAAGAUAAUUAAGCAGAUAAUCACCCACUCUAGUAAAGUCCUCCGGUUUCCAAACCCAGAAGACAAAAAAUUAGAAGAAAUUAUUAGUCAUAUUUUGAAUGUGGAAGCCACUAUUGCCCGGGCAAGGUCACUGAAAGCCAAAUUUGGGGUAGAGAAAUGUGAACAGGAAGAUGAACGCAAAGAUCUAGAAAAAUUUGUGAAUUCUUUUCUGGAACAGCCAGAAGUCUCAGUCAUUGGUGCUGGAAGAGGACAUGCUGGUACUAUAAUUCACAAGCUUUUUGUGAAUUCACAGCGGCUGACUGAAUCUUCUGAGGAGGUUGCCACAAUGAUGCCCCUUGACGAAGAACUUAAGAGGUCUGGCUCUUUGGAUGAGAAACGUUUCAGUUCCGGAAUAGCUGGAGACUUCCCCCUGCCUGCAGGGCGUGAGGUUAUUUUGCGCACAACUGUCCCACGGCCUGCCCCUUACUCCAAACCUCUGCCUCAGCGCAUGUAUAGUGUUCUUACAAAAGAGGACUUCCGACUAGCUGGUGCCUUUUCAUCUGAUACAACAUUCUUCUGAUGUCACUGUGUAGUCUGCCGGCACUGCAUCUCUGCCGGUGAUUCAAAUGGUCUUUCCAUGUCCAGUACUCUAGAGCUGAGGAUAAUCCUUUCAUAAAUUUAGUAAUCGGUAAUAAAAUACUCACAGACUAGUCACUGAGGAGCAAUGCUUAAUGCCAAACAACUGUCUCAUAAGAUGUAGGUAGAACUUUAGAGUAAACUUUUAUUUGGAAAACUCUAUGUCUUGAAGGGCUUCUGAGGGAUGCUGGGAAUGGGAUUGCUGGGGAGCAAUCCAUUCCUGUCUACAGUGAUAAUGAAAAUAUCAGAACUCUACAUUAAGCAUAAAAGCAAAUAUGGUGAUACUUGUAGAAUUCUACGGCCUCGUGUGAAAGUUUACUUUGCUCAUCUAGACAAACCUGACCAUCAAAUGUGUAAUGCCACCAUCAAUGGGUUAUAAACUUUGUUUAAAGCUGUAUGUAGUCUACACGUAAUAAAAUGCAACUCAUCUGUGGGUCUAAAUUGCUGUGUAUAUAUUACUGAUGGACCCAAAAUUUAAACUACCAUUCAUCAAAAGUGUGAUUAAAAUGUGGUAAUUUACCAUUUUUGCCAUAGGAUGAAUUGUACUCUUACCCUCUGUACCACUGGCUUUCAACUCUUAGAGCCAUGCUGUUUGUUUAUAUACUGUUAGAAAAAGUAAAGGGUUAUUUUAAUGCA
Messenger RNA from Zootoca vivipara (common lizard), 3722 nucleotides. RefSeq names its product RAB3 GTPase activating protein catalytic subunit 1 (gene RAB3GAP1). Lineage: Eukaryota; Metazoa; Chordata; Lepidosauria; Squamata; Lacertidae. The record is from RefSeq and is a predicted model, not a curated record. Gene Ontology annotation, biological process: positive regulation of GTPase activity. Gene Ontology annotation, molecular function: GTPase activator activity.